This is a messenger RNA of Pneumocystis jirovecii RU7, 765 nucleotides long. RefSeq names its product thioredoxin peroxidase DOT5. Gene Ontology annotation, molecular function: thioredoxin peroxidase activity. The record is from RefSeq and is a predicted model, not a curated record. NCBI's taxonomy places the organism in Eukaryota, Fungi, Ascomycota, Pneumocystomycetes, Pneumocystales, Pneumocystaceae. The transcript has 3 exons. Gene Ontology annotation, biological process: cell redox homeostasis; cellular response to oxidative stress. Bases 1 to 765 code for a protein of 254 amino acids. Gene Ontology annotation, cellular component: cytoplasm.
AUGCCUUUGAAACGUAAACCAGCCGAGCAUCCAGAAACUCCACGACGUUCUCAGCGGAUCAAGCAUAAUGAGAGCACAGAGACACAAGAAACUAAGCGUUCUAAAUCAUUUAAGCGUUCUCGAUAUGAAAAAACUCAGAAUGCUUCUUCAUCAACACAUGAUGUAGCAGGACGGUCAUUAGUACGUGGUACUUCUAUUGCACGUACUAAACGUACUGCACAUGCAACAAAAACAUCUUAUGCAACAGAAAAGCAUGAAAAGAAAAAGGUAGUGUCUAGUGCAACCUCUGACUCGUCAGUUAUUCUUGGACGUCGGAUAUUAAAGCCUAUUCAGCUGGGUGAUACAUUGCCGGAUAUUAUAUUAAAAAAUGAAUUGGAAGAGGAUGUACAUAUUCAAAAUAUAGCAGAUGAGUAUCCUGUUAUUAUUUUUGCAUAUCCAAAGGCAUCAACACCUGGAUGCACUGCUCAAGGGUGUGGAUUUCGAGAUAAUUAUGCAACAAUUGAAUCUAAAAAUUACCGUAUUUAUGGGCUUAGUAUGGAUAUGCCGAAAGCACAGUUGGCUUUUAAAACAAAGCAGAAUUUCCCGUAUCAUCUUUUAUCAGACCCCAAGGCAGAGUUGAUUGGGGCUUUGGGUGCAUCUAAAUCUGGAUUUAAGAUUGCACGAAGCCAUUGGAUAUUUAAUAAAGGUGGGGUUUUGUCUGAUAUGAAAAUUGGUGUAUCGCCUAAGGACAGUGUUGAAAAAGUAAUGGCAAAAAUUUCAGAGUAA